AUGCCUCCCGGCAGUGAGCUGGUGUCCGAGGUAUCCCCGAACAAGUAUCGAGCGUACUGGCCCUUGAUCUUGGAGAUGGCUAGGCUCCAGGCGGCGUCCCUGCCCAGGGCGGUCGCGGAAGGCCGGGCCUUGGCUGGCUGGUCACUACUCGACACAGUUGUAAUUACAGACGUCAUUAAUAUUAAUGAGUUCAUCUUGUUCACGAUAAAGAUGGCGUUCGUAAAUUCUGACACUACGCUAGAUUCUGCUGUUUCGUCGUCUUGUGGAAGUUGUACAAACAGAUCUAACACUUCAUCAUAUAGAACUGUCUUUGGUGUAGAAUCAAGAAGUAGGCCAGAACUUAAUUGCAGACCCGACAGUGUUCUGCAACACUUGUCACAACAUAAUGACUGGAAGUCUGCUUUCAUUGAUCUGAUGAAAAACUGUGCUGCAGUCAUCAGGGCUGAGGGAACACUAGCAGCAGUAAUAACGGAGAUGGGUCUUUUGUCAUUUCUUAUGACUCUGGAGUCUUCUUUAUUGGGCAUGUCAAGUCCAGCUUUAACAGAUGGGAUGUUUUUUUUCAGUCUCUUCCAGAUUCAUGGACAUUUGUAUGUCCGUUACUUUGAAUCUGGAAGGUUGUCUGGAUUUCUCAGAUCCAAAGCCGUCACUUAA
This is a messenger RNA of Gigantopelta aegis, 651 nucleotides long. RefSeq lists its product as uncharacterized. Lineage: Eukaryota; Metazoa; Mollusca; Gastropoda; Neomphalida; Peltospiridae. The coding region runs from base 1 to 651 and encodes 216 amino acids. The record is from RefSeq and is a predicted model, not a curated record. The transcript is spliced from 5 exons.